Rosa rugosa (rugosa rose) is the source of this 932-nucleotide messenger RNA. Its product is annotated as dolichol-phosphate mannose synthase subunit 2. The transcript is spliced from 3 exons. NCBI's taxonomy places the organism in Eukaryota, Viridiplantae, Streptophyta, Magnoliopsida, Rosales, Rosaceae. Gene Ontology annotation, biological process: GPI anchor biosynthetic process. Gene Ontology annotation, cellular component: dolichol-phosphate-mannose synthase complex; endoplasmic reticulum membrane. The coding region runs from base 184 to 426 and encodes 80 amino acids. Gene Ontology annotation, molecular function: enzyme regulator activity. The record is from RefSeq and is a predicted model, not a curated record.
UUUGGUUUUAGUUUUUGUUGCGGAGAGCGUUGAAGGGUUGCAAUUGCAGAGUCUCUCUCUUCUGAUCCUACACCAACGCAUCAUACUCUUCGUCCUCCCUACCUUACUCUUGGGCUGCGAUCCCCGUUGGGAUUCAAACGAGGAUUACUGUUGUCUCUUGUAGCAGAAGCCAUAAAGAUUACAAUGGAAUGGGCGGACAAGGCUGUUGGAUUUCUAUUGUCGUAUAUCAGUUUAUCUAUAUUCACUUAUUAUACCUUUUGGGUCAUUAUUCUGCCAUUUGUGAACAGUGAUCACUUUAUCCACCGGUAUUUUUUACCCCAAGAAUAUGCCAUCUUAAUCCCUGUAUUUGCUGGCAUGGUGCUUCUUUGCUUUCUCUCCAUAUUCAUUGGGUAUGUGAUGCUCAAAUCCAAAAAGAAGAAAGCUUGAUGCAUAUAUUUGCAGUUUUGAUUCUCUGGAGAUGAAUUGGAGCACUACUUUUUGUAGGGAUUUAGUUCCGAAAUGGACAGUCUUACAUGUUGGUCAGAUAAUCUGUAUUUCACUUUCAUAGCCUCUUCUUUGUGGUUUCUAAUUUGAAGGAUAUAUCCAUGACAUUAAUAUAUGUGGUGUGUUUAGAGAUGGAAUGGCCCAAACUUGUGCCUCAUCUCUUAGAGGCUAGUCUGUUUUCAAAUAUGAUUUAUGUAAGUUAGUAUUGUUUGUGACCAAUGUAAACCAUGAAGUCAGAGUAACAUGAUACCCAGACAAGUUGGUACAAAAAGCAUUUCUGCAGGUGCAUUGUCAAACUUGUUUCAAUUUGAAAAACAAGCGAGUCAAAUGAUCAAUUGUUGCAAUAGAUUCAUGCAUCUCAGACAGGUGUGCAGAGUAUUUGCCUUUCCAUAGAAGGCAAUCUCGGACUUGUAAUAAAACUAUACCAUUGUUGAAACAUUGUUCUGAUA